AUGUCUCUUUGGAGCUCAUAUCGCGGUCUCACCCCGAAAACACGGGCCCUCUUCGGGGUCGGCGUGAUGGCCUGGGCAUCAAUCGGUCUGUGGCUUUCUCCGCAAGUGGAGAGCGCGUUGGGAAUGAAGGCAUCGCAGGAAGAGCAGGAGGCACUGGACCGCAAGCUCGCCGUGCGAAUCUCGCAGGUGAGAGAAGGCGAGAGCAACGAGGGUAAAUGA
Molecule: messenger RNA, 219 nt
Organism: Penicillium chermesinum
Lineage: Eukaryota; Fungi; Ascomycota; Eurotiomycetes; Eurotiales; Aspergillaceae
Exons: 2
Coding region: 1-219 (72 amino acids)
Source: RefSeq, a predicted model, not a curated record